CACUGGAGCUCGGGGGGGGGGGACCGAGGCUACCUGAAGGAAAUGGCCACUUCCCGCUUACCACCGGCGACGCUAACGCUAAAGCAGUUCAUGAGAAGGCAACAAGUUCUCCUUCUCUACAGAAGGAUUUUGCAAGCAAUUCGGGAAGUGCCAAAUGAUUCUGAUCGAAAAUACCUGAAGGACUGGGCAAGGGAAGAAUUCAAAAGAAACAAAAGUGCCACCCGAGAGGAUACAAUCCGGAUGAUGAUUACUCAAGGCAAUAUGCAGCUCAAAGAGUUAGAAAAAACCCUUGCUUUGGCAAAAUCUUAACGAUAGCAUUAUUCUGAAAGACUUUCAAAGUUUCCAUGUGUAUUAAUUAGACUCGAUGGGCAGCCUAAAAGCAAGUCAAACUGUACAGUACUUGGGAAAAUGUCAGAACAUGGAGCAUGGCAUGUCAGAGCAAACAAAAGCACAUCAGAACAAUUGCCUUAACACUGAAAAACAUACCCUGCAUUUUGAAAAUGUUUUUGGAUGUGUCAGCAGUUCAAGCAGCAAAAACCAGUACAAGUGGUCAGCACUACCAUUAACCCUCUGGGAAAUGCAAAUUAAAACCACAUUGAAACAGUACCACAUCCACUGGAAUAACUAUAAUUAAAAACAGUUAAGCGAAUGUUGGUAAAGAUAUAGGGAAACUGGACCCCUCAUACAUGCUGUGGGAAUAUCAAAUGGCACAGCCACUUGGAACACAGACUGUCAGUUGCUUAAAAGAUUAAGUUACCAAACAGUUCAGCAGUUUCCUCCUAGGUUUAUAACCAAGAGAACUGAAAAUCUUUCUAUAAGAAAACUUGUAUAGGAAUAUUCAUAGCAGCAUUAUUCAUAAUAGCCAAGAAGUAGAAGCAAUCCAAAUGCCCAUCAUCUGAUAAAUGAUUAAAUAAGAUGUCUGUAGAAUAUUAUCUAGCAAUAAAAAGGAAUGAAGUACUGAUACAUGGAUGUACCAGAGACCAGUCACAAAAGAUCACAUAUUGUAGGAUUCCAUUUAUAUGAAGCAUCUAAAAUAGGAAGAAAGAGGUGGUUCCCCAGGGUGUGGAUAGCAUGGAAAGUAAUUGCAAAUGGAUAUGGGGUUUCUUUUCUGGGUGAUGAAAACAUUCUAAAGUUGGGGGUGUGGGUUGCACAACUCUGAAUAUACCAAAGUCCGUUGAAUCAUAUAUUUUGCAUGUGGGAUAUGUGAAUUAUACUUUAGUAAAGGCUUU
Molecule: messenger RNA, 1229 nt
Organism: Mirounga angustirostris (Northern elephant seal)
Lineage: Eukaryota; Metazoa; Chordata; Mammalia; Carnivora; Phocidae
Gene: LYRM2
Product: LYR motif containing 2
Exons: 3
Coding region: 43-309 (88 amino acids)
Cellular component (GO): mitochondrion
Source: RefSeq, a predicted model, not a curated record